AUGCUACUAACAGAAAGUGGGAAGAGCAUCAGGUACAAUCGUGUCAGGGAAUUAAAACUUUGCUUAAAUUGCCUCAAAUCUGGUCAUUUUGUUACACGGUGCAGGAUAACGGCUUUGUGCAACAAAUGCAACGGUAAGCACAAUACUUUACUUCAUCAUGAGGCUAUAGAGCAAGGGGAAAAUUCGAAAGGUUCUGAUGCAGUUGUUACUUUAUCAUCCUUUUCUUCAAAUAUGGUGUUGUUGUCUACAGUAAGUCUCGAGGUUUUAGAUAAGACUGGUAAGCCACGACUAAUAAGAGCUGUGUUAGAUUGUGGGUCACAGUCGUCUUACGUGACAUCAAAUUUAGUGAAACAGUUGGGUUUACCGGAAACUCCAAUUGAAAUAAAAAUGGUGGAAAUUCCUCAGCAUCUUAGGUUAGCUGAUCCUCAGUUCAACAAAGCGUCUCGAGUAGAUAUGCUAAUAGGUGCUGAUAUAUUCUGGAACCUAUUGUGUGCUGACCAAAUAAAUCUAGGAUUGAACAAAUCUGUCCUCCAAAAAACAAAAUUUGGAUGGAUAGUUUCAGGGCCUUUAGGUGUCGGUGGGCAGGAAAAAUUUACUCAUUGUAACUUAUCCGUUGAGAAUGACUUACAAAGGCAGGUUUGUAAGCUGUGGGAGAUAGAAAAUGAAUUCUCAGAAAUUCGAAAAUUCUCGAAAGAAGAACAAAUGUGUGAGGAUCAUUUCACAAAAACAGCGAGACAAGAUGAAGAUGGACGUUUUGUGGUGUCUAUUCCAUUAAAGAGUUGUGUGAGUCUGUUAGGGGAAUCUAAAAAUCGAGCUAUUCGACAGUUUCAGCAGUUAAAGCGCAAAUUUGCGAAUAAUAUUGAAUUCAAGAAUAUGUAUGUAGAGUUUAUGGAGGAAUAUGGAAGAAUGGGUCACAUGACUAAGGUGAAUGGCAAAGAUCAGGUUGAAUGUGCAUACUAUUUACCUCAUCAUGGUGUUCUGCGAGAAAGUAGUGAAACCACUAAAUUGCGGGUGGUAUACAAUGCAUCAUCUCCUACUACAACUGGCUACUCUUUUAAUGAUCUUCAAAUGGCAGUAUACGUAUGUAGCGUGUGCAGAUAUUGA
Messenger RNA from Anoplophora glabripennis (Asian longhorned beetle), 1104 nucleotides. RefSeq lists its product as uncharacterized. Lineage: Eukaryota; Metazoa; Arthropoda; Insecta; Coleoptera; Cerambycidae. The transcript has 4 exons. Bases 1 to 1104 code for a protein of 367 amino acids. The record is from RefSeq and is a predicted model, not a curated record.